This is a messenger RNA of Necator americanus (New World hookworm), 1383 nucleotides long. RefSeq lists its product as uncharacterized. The record is from RefSeq and is a predicted model, not a curated record. The transcript is spliced from 11 exons. Bases 1 to 1383 code for a protein of 460 amino acids. Lineage: Eukaryota; Metazoa; Nematoda; Chromadorea; Rhabditida; Ancylostomatidae. Gene Ontology annotation, molecular function: ATP binding; dephospho-CoA kinase activity. Gene Ontology annotation, biological process: coenzyme A biosynthetic process.
AUGUCGUCAGGUAUGCCAGACGUUGGACUACUUGUCCUAUCGACAAGAAAUUUACCAAAGUUGAAAACGUUACUCACCACUGCCGCUCAAUCGGUCUCAUCACGUCUUUAUAUACGAGUGCAAGGAGCUUGUUUGGAUUCAGUACUUCCAUCAUUAUAUCUUCAAUCAUCGAUUCACUGUCCUCAUUUGGAUGUGCGCGUUUUACUCGGCAAGAAAGUCCCCAAUUAUGGGCGUCUUAUCGGCGAGGAAACGUUACAGGACCCCUCAAUCACCAUACCGAAGUACAAAAAAGUGGUCCUUGGUGGCACAUUCGAUAGGCUACAUAAUGGUCACAAAGUUCUGCUGUCAAAAGCUGCUCUCUUAGCCAGUGAAAGUGUAGUUUGUGGGGUAACAGACAAAGCUAUGAUUGAAAAGAAGUCUUUGUGGGAAUUGAUCGAACCAGUGUCCACUCGAAUCGAAGCAGUCGAAGAUUUUAUAGCCGACGUUUCUGAUUCUGUAGUGUGUUUAGCGGAGCCGAUUGAGGAUCCUUUUGGGCCGUCAACAAGGAUUCCCGAUCUGGAAGCAAUAGUAGUGAGCAAAGAAACAAUCAAAGGAGGAGAAGCUGUUAAUCGAAUGCGGAAGGAGAAAAAUAUGUCCGAAUUAGUCAUGAUAACCAUCGAUCUCUUGGAAGCAAUCGAUGAUGUACUGAAGGAAACUAAAAUUAGUUCAUCAAGUCGACGGAGGGAGGAUCUCGGCAAGCUUCUGAAGCCGCCUACACCUCACCCUGAACGGCCAAAUCGACCGUAUGUACUUGGACUAUGCGGCGGAAUUGCGUGCGGAAAGAGUAAUAUUGCAAAAUAUCUGCGGGAAGAGCCAGGCUUUGAGGUUAUUGAUUGCGACAAGUUGGCUCACAGCUGCUAUGAGCCUGGAGGUGAACUCACCGAAUCAAUAGCCAAAAAUUUUGAUGGUGUCGUGAAGGACGGUGUAGUAGAUAGAAAGCUUUUGGGACAAAUCGUGUUCGGAAAUGAGGUCAAAUUAAGAAUGUUGUGUGAAUUAGUUUGGCCCGUACUCAUGAAGAAAAUAGAAAAAAUGAUCGCUGUCUCCAAAAGUGACGUUGUAGUGAUAGAAGCAGCAGCGAUUGUCGAAGCGAAUUGGCAUCACUACAUGAAUGAGUUAUGGACGGUUUUCGUUCCACAUGAGGAGAUGAUCAGACGGAUAAUUGAACGGGAUAGCCUUUCGAAAGAACAGGCAGAAGCUCGUAUAAGAAGUCAACUCUCCAACAAAGAUCGUAUUGCGCAUAGUCACGUAGUUUUCUGCUCACUCUGGGCUUACGAGGAGACUCGAGCUCAAGUAAACAGAGCUUUAAAGGAUCUGAGGUCUCGACUUCCCGCAAAUUCCCCAUGA